This is a messenger RNA of Balaenoptera ricei (Rice's whale), 2357 nucleotides long. RefSeq names its product zinc finger protein 229 (gene ZNF229). The record is from RefSeq and is a predicted model, not a curated record. Lineage: Eukaryota; Metazoa; Chordata; Mammalia; Artiodactyla; Balaenopteridae. Gene Ontology annotation, biological process: regulation of transcription by RNA polymerase II. Gene Ontology annotation, molecular function: DNA-binding transcription factor activity, RNA polymerase II-specific; RNA polymerase II cis-regulatory region sequence-specific DNA binding. The transcript has a single exon. The coding region runs from base 397 to 1695 and encodes 432 amino acids.
AGAAAACUGCAUUAAAAAGUCAGUACUUCAACACCCUAACUCCGGAGAGAACGGCUUUAAAAGAAAUGAACGUGGACAUGGCCUCAGGGAUGAAUCAAACCUUCCCACUCAGCCAAGGGUGCCCUUGAAAGAGAAACCCUAUAAAUAUCAAGAGUUUGCUAAGAGCUUGAGGCCAGGUGCCUGUCUGGAGAGACCUCAAAGAAUCCCCACAGGAGACAAAUCCUUUAAAAAUACCCAGCACGGUCGGGUCUUCAGGCAGAACACACACCUUCACAGCCUCCCCGGGGCCCACGCAGGAGACAUGCCCUAUGGAUGCGAUGUCUGUGGCAAGGGGUUCAGGUAUAAAUCAGUCCUUCUCAUUCACCAGGGAGUGCACACGGGAGAGAAACCUUAUAAAUGCGAGGCAGGCGGCAAGGCCUUCGGGCGAAGCUCCAACCUGCUUGUCCAUCACCGGGUCCCCACUGGGAGAAACCGUAUAAAUGCAGCAAGUGCAGGAAAGGCUUCAGCUACAGCUCGGUGCUUCAGGUCCAUCAGAGGCUGCACAGGGGGGAGAAGCCCUACACAUGCAGCGAGUGUGGCAGAGGAUUCUAUGCUAAGUCCACCUUACGUAAGCAUCAGCAUGUCCACCUGGGGGAGAAGCCCCAUAGCUGUGUCAAAUGCCAGAAGGGAUUCAGUUGUAGCUUGCAUCUCAGCAGUCAUCAGAAAACGCACCCAGGAGAGAAACCCUACCAGUGUGACCAGUGCGACAAGGGUUUCAGUCACAACUCACACCUCCAGGCUCACCAGAGGGUUCACACGGGUCAGCGCCUCUAUGAGUGUGAUGUGUGUGGGAAGAGCUUCAGCUACAGCUCGGGGCUUCUCACACAUCAGAGACUGCAUACAAGAGAGAAGCCCUACAGAUGGGAGUGUGGGAAAGGCUUCAGCCGAAGCUCAGACCUCCACGUCCAUCAGAGGGUCCACACGGGAGAGAAGCCCUACAGAUGCACCAAGUGGGGAAAGGCUUCCAGCGGAAUUCAGACCUUCACAGUCACCAGAGGGUCCACACGGGGGAGAGGCCCUACAUCUAUGACGUGUGUGGGAAGGGCUUCAUUUACAGCUCUGACCUCCUCCUCCUUCAGAGGGUCCACAUGGGAGAGAAACCCUGUAAAUGCACCGAGUGCAGCAAAGGCUUCAGUUACAGCUCAGGACUUCUCAUCCACCACAGGGUCCACACGGACGAGAGACCAUACCGAUGCAAAGAGUGCGGAAAGGGCUUCAGAUGCACCUCGAGCCUCCACAAACAUCAAUGAGUCCACACGGGCAAGAAGCCCUACACGUGUUGAGUGGGGCAAGAGAUUCAGCUAUGGUUCCAACCUUCUCACCCACCAGACACUGCACAUGGGAGAGAAGCCCUACACUUGUUACGAAUGUGGAAAGGGCUUCCGGUACGGCUCAGGUCUCCUCAGUCAUAAGAGAGUGCACACUGGAGAGAAACCCUAUAGAUGUGAUGUGUGUGGGAAGGGCUACAGUCAGAGCUCACAUCUCCAAGGCCAUCAGAGGGUCCACACUAGCGAGAAGCCCUAUAAAUGCAAGGAGUGUGGGAAGGGCUUUGGUCGAAGCUCCUGUCUCCAUGUCCAUCAGAGGGUCCACACUGGAGAGAAGCCCUACAAGUGUGCAGAGUGUGGGAAAGGCUUCAGUUAUAGCUCAGGUCUGUGAAAUCACCAGAGGGCGCAUUUAAGCGAGGAACCUUACAAGGAGACCUGAGUUGAGGUCUCCCGUCAGAACUCAGAACUUUACAUUCAUCUCAGCGCCAAGGCAAGAGACAAACGUCAUGGACGUGAUGUGUAGGGAGGUCUGCAGGAGAGACUGACCUUUUCAUAGCAGCUGGUCUGUCUAGGAAGGGAAAAUCUGGAAGUUUGGUAAAUAGGGAAAACACUUCAAUCACAAACUUCAGUCUUUUUUUUUUUUAAUUUAUUAAUUUAUUUUUGGCUGCGUUGGGUCUUCGUUGCUGUGCGCAGGCUUUCUCUAGUUGUGGCGAGCAGGGGCUACUCUUCGUUGCGAUGCGAGGGCUUCUCAUUGCAGUGGCUUCUCUUGUUGCGGAGCACAGGCUCUAGGCGUGCAGGCUUCAGUAGUUGUGGCACAUGGGCUUCAGUAGUUGUGGCUCGCAGGCUCUAGAGCGCAAGCUCAGUAGUUGUGGCACACAGGCUUAGUUGUUCUGUGGCAUGUGGGAUCUUCCCGGACCAGGGCUCGAACCCGUGUCCCCUGCAUUGGCAGGCGGAUUCUUAACCACUGCGCCACCAAGGAAGCCCCACUUUUACAUAUUUUACUUUAUAACAAAGAGUAUAUAUCAAUUUUAUAGCAACAGUAAAGCUAUUUUU